This is a messenger RNA of Penicillium subrubescens, 1005 nucleotides long. RefSeq names its product thymidylate synthase. The transcript has a single exon. Gene Ontology annotation, molecular function: thymidylate synthase activity. Bases 1 to 1005 code for a protein of 334 amino acids. Gene Ontology annotation, cellular component: cytosol; mitochondrion. The record is from RefSeq and is a predicted model, not a curated record. Gene Ontology annotation, biological process: dTMP biosynthetic process. NCBI's taxonomy places the organism in Eukaryota, Fungi, Ascomycota, Eurotiomycetes, Eurotiales, Aspergillaceae.
AUGUUGACCAGAGCGGUGAAAUCACCAGACUUCACAAGCCAAGUCCGCGGUCCAACUUCUCAUUACAACGCCGCACAUGAGGAAAACCAAUACCUAGACCUGAUCCGCAAGAUUCUUGCCGAAGGAGAGGAGCGGAAAAGGGAAGGGGUGGCUACUCCUACUCGCUCGAUCUUCGCACCUCCUCAGCUACGAUUCUUGCUCUCCAAACCCGCUGCAACGCCUGGCUCGGAUCCAAUUCAUAUCUUGCCCAUUGUUACCACCAAACGUGUCUUCCUGCGGGCUGUCAUAUCCGAAAUUCUCUGGUUUAUCUCCGGAGGUACCUCUUGCAUCCCGAUCUCCAAAGCAGGAAUUAGGAUCUGGGAUGCAAAUGGAACCCGCGAGUUCCUGGAUAAUGCUGGGCUCGGGAAUCAUGAAGUCGGCGAUCUUGGCCCAGUGUAUGGGUUUCAAUGGCGGCAUUUUGGGGCCAAGUAUGUUGAUGCAAACGCGGAUUAUAAAGAUCAGGGCGUCGACCAGCUCGCCGAAGUUGUACGCAAACUCAAGGAAGCGCCGUUUGAUAUACGUAUCAUCCUGAGUGCAUGGAACCCUGCUGAUCUGAAGAAAAUGGCUUCGCGGCCUUGUCAUACGCUUGCGCAGUUUUUUGUCUCCUAUCCGAAUGGAUUAGAGGAGAAGGGGAGUCUGUCAUGUCAGCUCUACCAGGCAGCUUGUGAUAUGGGCCUUGGGUGGCCAUUUAAUAUUACGUCCUAUGCGAUAUUAACGCACAUCUUGGCGCAUGCGACAGACUUACAUCCUGGAAGCUUGAUCCACACCAUGGGUGAUGCGCAUGUCUACGAGAAUCACGUUGAUGCGUUGAAUGAACAGCUCACGCGGGAGCCUACUGAGUUUCCACAACUGCGGAUUAAGCGAAAAGAUCGUGGUAGUGGAGUUGUGGAUGGCUGGAAGGACGAGGAUUUUGAAGUUAUUGGAUAUCAGCCUCACAAGGCUAUAAGCAUGACCAAGAGUCCUUGA